AUGGUUGCUACAAUCCGCAAGUACAAGGCCGCCGCCGUCAAUGCCGAGCCAGGCUGGCUCAAUCUCGAGCUCUCUACCCAGAAAACGAUCCAUUGGAUCAACGAGGCUGGGAAAGCAGGCUGCAAGCUGAUCGCCUUUCCUGAGCUAUGGAUCCCAGGCUACCCAUACUGGAUGUGGAAAGUCACAUACCAAGAGUCUCUUCCACUCUUGAAGAAGUACCGCGAGAACAGCCUAAAGUCCGACUCGCCAGAAAUGAACCGCAUUCGCACCGCCGCCAAAGAGAACUCCAUCUUCGUUUCUCUUGGCUACUCCGAGUUGGAUCUCAACAGCCUCUACACCACCCAGGUCAUGAUCGAUCCCUCGGGAACCGUCAUCAACCACCGCCGCAAGAUCCGCGCAACGCACGUCGAACGUCUCGUCUUUGGCGAUGGAACGGGAGACACGCYCAAGUCCGUCGUGGACACGGAGAUUGGUCGCAUCGGUCACCUCAACUGUUGGGAGAACAUGAACCCUUUCCUCAAGGCUUACGCUGUCAGUCUCGGCGAGCAAGUCCAUGUUGCUGCCUGGCCUCUCUACCCCCACGCUUCGACUUUGAAGUAUCCAGACCCAUACACCAACAUCAGCGACGCCAACUCCGACAUUGUCACGCCUGCGUAUGCUAUUGAGACUGGCAGCUUCACUCUCGCUCCUUUCCAGACCAUCUCUGCCGAGGGCGUGGCUUUGCAGACACCUCCUGGCAAGACCCCCGAAGAUCCAAACGUUUACAACGGGAACACCAGGAUCUUUGGACCGGAUGGACAGGCUCUGAUCCCCAAGCCUGCCGAGGACUUUGAAGGAUUGGUGUUUGUGGAUGUCGACCUCGAUAAGACGCAUCUCUCCAAGGCACUGAACGAUUUCGGUGGACAUUACAUGCGUCCUGACCUCAUUAGAUUGGUGGUUGAUACUGAUCGGAAGGACUCUGUUUCUAGGGUCAAUGGGAGCGGCAYGCACGAGGUUGUCAGUACGMUUGAGAGGGUGGGAUUGAACAAGCCUUUGGUGGCUGAGGAUGUUGAGACGGAGUAG
This is a messenger RNA of Ramularia collo-cygni, 1062 nucleotides long. RefSeq names its product probable cyanide hydratase. Gene Ontology annotation, molecular function: cyanide hydratase activity. The coding region runs from base 1 to 1062 and encodes 353 amino acids. The transcript is spliced from 2 exons. Lineage: Eukaryota; Fungi; Ascomycota; Dothideomycetes; Mycosphaerellales; Mycosphaerellaceae. The record is from RefSeq and is a predicted model, not a curated record. Gene Ontology annotation, biological process: cyanide catabolic process.